AUUUGGGUGUAGUUUAUAUGAUCUUCAAUCCCUAUCAUGUCUCAAGUUAACAAUACACCUAUAUUCUCCACCGCUGAUGUUGUUGAUUUCAGAAUGUUAGUGACCUCUACUCGAUCUUCUUCCAACUGCUUUCCAUACAAGUGUUUAAAUUAGUUCCAGCUUUAAAAAAAAUAGCUUCACGGUAGCUACAUUGCACUCCAUCUUUUUUGGAGUUGUUGGAUUGUAUUGAUGGAUUAUAAGGUAGUGUCUUAGGUUUAGAUUGGCCAUGGAAGAAGUAGGGAUGCUCUUGAGCUCAUCUCCAGGGCUAGUUUUGAUUAAUGUUCUUUCACUUGUGUUGGCUUUCUCUUGAGAUUUUCUAGACCGGGUCCCUUCAACAAUAAUCGAGUUUAGAUUGGGAGAGGGUAAUAACCUUGCAGCUGAAAUUACCAGGUCAGCCUAAGUGGACAACCAAUCUCAACUGAAAUUGAAUGAUUAAAAAAUUGACAACUUGGAAGAUUGUUGAAUCUAUCUCUGUAAAAGAAGAUAUUUAUUAUUUAUUAAUGUGUGUGUGUGUGUAAUCUCUGCACUAUUUGAUCAAAAGUAAUAAGAAAGUUUCAAACUCAUUUUCUAAUUAUAAAACAUCGUUGACAAUUUCUUUGUGUAGUCUCUUUCUGGUAUGUUUUGUUUACUCGUUAGAUCACUGUCCUUACGAAGUUUCUGCUCCCAUCAGCAUUUUUUAUGGACACAACGAUGUCUGAACGAACCAAAACGCUUCUACUUUUCCUUGGUGUUGAACAAGUUUCCGGGCAUUCUUUUAUGAUUUCUUCCUUCUGUCAAACGUGUUUUUUUUGUUUAUUCGUCUGGUGACUUGAUCAUAACUUAUAACAGUUUCCUUGACCAAACUUUUUAUCUUGUGAGAUAUGACUUGAUCAUUGUGCUACAGCAGAAUAAAGUUUCCUCUGUCUUCCUUUUCUAGGUAUCCUGAUGAAUUCAAAAACAUGCGGUUCAGUAUUCCUGGUGGCAUUUUGUUGUCUUCUCCUUCAGUCAGCUGAUUCAAGAACUGAUCUUUCAGAAGUAACUGCUUUAAGGGUGAUCAAAAGGAGUCUAAUUGAUCCUAUGAGAAAUUUAAGCAACUGGGAAAAGGGUGACCCAUGUAAUUCAAACUGGACUGGCAUAACAUGCUUCGAGAGAUCACAUGAUGAUGGUCACUUUCACGUCCGGGAGCUCCAAUUGAUGAGGCUGAAUUUAUCUGGAGAGCUGGCUCCUGAAGUUGGCCAGUUAUCUUAUCUCGAAAUCCUUAAUGUGAUGUGGAACAACAUAACUGGGCGUAUUCCUUUGGAGAUAGGAAAAAUUUCUUCUUUGAAACUCCUACUGCUGAAUGGGAACAAACUCACGGGUAGUUUACCCCCUGAACUUGGCAACCUUCGAAAUUUAAACAGGCUUCAAGUAGAUGAGAACAACAUAACAGGUUCAGUUCCACCUGCAUUUGGAAACAUGACAAGCAUAAAACAUCUCCACUUAAAUAACAACACGUUAACCGGAGAAAUUCCAGUGGAGCUAUCCAAACUGAACAACCUCGCUCACCUGAUACUGGACAAUAAUAACUUGACUGGGUCUUUGCCGCAAGAGUUAGCUCGACUCCCAUCCUUUACCAUACUUCAGAUGGAUAACAACAACUUCGACGGUUCUGAGAUUCCAGAGGCUUAUGGAAGGUUUUCUAGAUUAGUAAGAUUAAGUUUAAGGAACUGUGGACUACAAGGAUCAAUUCCUGAUCUAAGCAGUAUAAAAAAUCUUAGCUUUUUAGACCUGAGCUGGAACAAUCUCACAGGGACUAUACCAGAAUCUAAGCUUUCUGAUAAUAUGACAACAAUUGAACUAUCUUAUAACAACCUCACUGGAUCUAUACCACAAAGUUUCUCGGAACUGUAUUCUCUUCAAUUACUUUCACUUGAGAACAACAGUUUAUCUGGUUCCGUCCCAACAGCAAUUUGGGAGAACAAGUCUUUCGAGAAUAACAAACUGCAAGUUGAUCUCAGGAACAAUAACUUCUCUGAUACCACAGGAAACCUGAGAACACCAGACAAUGUUACCCUAUAUCUUCGUGGCAACCCAAUAUGCAAAAGUACAAGCAUUCCCAUCGUUAAACAACUCUUCGAAUAUAUCUGCGGCGAGAAAAAGCAAACAUCUACCAAAUCAGAACACACACCAUGCAACAAUGCGUCAUGUCCCUAUGAGAAGGUGCCAGUUUCCCUAGGACUCUGCUUUUGUGCAGCGCCUCUUUUGAUCGAUUAUAGGCUAAAGAGCCGUAGCUUCUUCUUCUUCACUCCAUAUAUUGAACACCAAUUCAUGGAGUAUAUAACCACGUCACUCCAGCUGCAAACUCAUCAACUAGCGAUUGAUAGAGUUGUUGAUGAGAACAAGCAGCGUCUACGGAUGAACAUCAAGCUAAUUCCCAAAGGCAAAACAAUAUUUAACGUUAGCGAAGUCAUACGUAUCAGGGGAAGGUUUACUUCAUGGACUUUUCCUCGUAAUGACUUUUUUGGACCUUAUGAGCUACUAGACUUCCCUCUCGAAGGACCAUAUGCUGAUUUGCUAGCUGGAGAGAGUGGGAUCAGCACCGUUGGAUGGGUGAUGAUAGUGGCAGCCUCCAUCGUUGCUGCAACUGUUAUUUCAGUGAGCGCAACACUUCUAUAUGUGAAGAAACGUCAUGGGAAUCUGCAUGCACUCACCAGAAAACGUGUUUCCAGAUCAAUAUCUCGGGAAAUCGAAGGGGUGAAGAAGUUCAGUUUUAUAGAACUGUCGGAUGCAACUAAUGGCUUUGAUAGCUCUGCAGUGAUCGGUAGAGGUAGCUAUGGAAAAGUAUACAAAGGCAUUUUGCCAAAUAAAACAGUAGUUGCCAUCAAACGAGGAGAAGAAACUUCUCUGCAGAGCGAGAAAGAGUUUCUGAAUGAGAUUGAUCUGCUUUCGAGGUUACAUCACCGGAAUCUUGUGUCACUGGUUGGCUACAGUAGUGACAUUGGGGAACAAAUGCUGGUGUAUGAGUAUAUGCCUAAUGGCAAUGUGCGUGAUUGGCUUUCAGCUAAUGCUACGGAAACAUUGAGCUUUAACAUGAGGGCACAAGUGGCUUUAGGUUCAGCUAAAGGGAUCCUUUACCUUCAUGCUGAAGCAAAUCCACCUGUUAUUCACCGCGAUAUCAAAACCAGCAACAUACUUUUGGACAGUCAGCUUCAUGCUAAAGUUGCUGAUUUUGGAUUGUCACGGCUGGCUCCAAAUUUUGGGGAGGGAGAUUGUGAGCCGGCCCAUGUAUCAACCGUAGUGAGAGGAACACCGGGAUAUCUGGAUCCAGAGUACUUCAUGACUCGGCAACUGACGGUAAAGAGUGACGUGUACAGUUUCGGAGUGGUGUUGCUUGAGCUCUUGACUGGAAUGCACCCAUUCUUUGAGGGUACACAUAUUAUCCGUGAGGUGAGGAUGGCAAAUGAAUGUGGAACGAUUCAGUCAAUGGCGGAUAGUCGGAUGGGACAAAGUUCGCCAGAUAAAGUGAUGAAGCUGGCGGGAUUGGCGUUAUGGUGUUGUGAGGAUAGACCAGAGAUGAGACCGUCGAUGUCAAAAGUUGUGAAGGAACUCGAAAGCAUUUGCCAAUCUGUGAAGGAGACCGAUAUGUUCUCAGAAACAACGACGUUACUCUACACCAAAACAUCGUCGUCGUCGUCAUCGUCUCCUGUGCCUUCAUCUUUAACUGGAAGUAACUUGGACAGUGGCUUUUUCGAAUCUGUAAAACCGCGUUGACAUACCUUUGUUGUGACUCUGAGAUAGGCUAACUGAUGCUAGUGCAAAAACCCAUGACUAAUAAUGAGAUUUGUGUUAAUAUGGAGCUUAAAUGAACAUGUGUUGACAUGGAAAUUUCGCUAUAUAGUCCAGAUGUUUUUGGUGGAA
Messenger RNA from Brassica napus (rape), 3915 nucleotides. RefSeq names its product putative leucine-rich repeat receptor-like serine/threonine-protein kinase At3g53590. Gene Ontology annotation, biological process: protein phosphorylation. The coding region runs from base 964 to 3768 and encodes 934 amino acids. The record is from RefSeq and is a predicted model, not a curated record. The transcript is spliced from 20 exons. Gene Ontology annotation, molecular function: protein binding; ATP binding; protein kinase activity. NCBI's taxonomy places the organism in Eukaryota, Viridiplantae, Streptophyta, Magnoliopsida, Brassicales, Brassicaceae.